Molecule: messenger RNA, 981 nt
Organism: Fusarium fujikuroi IMI 58289
Lineage: Eukaryota; Fungi; Ascomycota; Sordariomycetes; Hypocreales; Nectriaceae
Exons: 1
Coding region: 1-981 (326 amino acids)
Source: RefSeq, a predicted model, not a curated record
AUGGCAGACCAGGUUACUCCUCAGUUCGAUUUCAUCCGCUUGGAAACCAAGCCAAGUGCACAACUCUCCUACAGCUUCACCGCUCCUACAGCAACGAAGGCUACCAACCCGACUCUCAUCGUCUUCGUCAAUGGCCUUGGCGCACCUCAAGCAGGAUGGAUUGCAACAAUGAACAAACUCAAAGAACUUUAUCCUCAGCGUCUUCCAGCGAUGUUGACCUUUGAUCGCUUCGGACAGGGCCAGACCACUGAUCGUGAUCCCAAUGAUGAGGGAGCUGCUGACCCAACUCACGCUCAUGACUGUAUGGCUGUAGUUCGAGAUAUUCGACAGCUUAUUACUCAAAUCCUGAAAGAUAGACUGAGCAUCGAUGAUCCAAAUAGCUCCAAGCUUUUACUGGUUGGAAACUCGAUUGGAUGUGCUCUGACUCGUCUCUACGCCGCUGAGUACCCCGGUACUGUAGCUGGAGCCAUUCUUCUCGACAGCGUCCUGACAGACACGGACUUUGUCUCCGUCUUCCCUGACCCAAAUGCUGAGGGCUUCGACCCUGCCAGUCUUCCACCGGGCGUCACAGCAGACAAUUUGCGUGUCGCCCGAGAGGAGACUGCAAAGCGCUUUCAUCCAAGUGUUGGCUCCAGAGAGGGUCUCAGCCGAAAGAACCUUACUCAACUGCUUGGUCACUCAGACUCACCAGCUCUUCCCAAAGUUGAUGGCAAAGACCCUUAUAUCACUGUUCUGGGCCAUGACUUUAACUACUUUGCGGAGCGCACAGGAACAGACUUCAACAUUCCUGGAGAGGCUGUACAGGCUUACAUGAAUACUUACUGGCACCAUUACAAUGAGGGGUUAGCGAAGCUGACGAGCUCAGAGAGAAGUGAGGGCCCUAUUCAGGUGCCAAAUGCAGGCCAUUUUAUUCAACUUGAUAACCCUAUGUUUGUGGCCGAGAAGCUGCACAACUUGUUGCAGAAACUGGCCGAGGAAUAA